AUUCAUUCCUUACCGCGUCAGAGAAAAACAAGAAAGAAAGAAGUGCGGUCUUGCGGAUAUGGAAGGAGGAGGAGGAGGAGCAGGAGGGGGAGGAGGGGGGAGGAGUACGCUGUCGGAGAUAUACCAGGACGCGAAGAAGGUGGUGUUGAGGACGAGAGACGCGGUAGAACGCCUGGAGCGCUUCGAGUACUCGAGCGCUGGUAUGGAAUCUCCCCCGGAGCUCUCGUCCUCAAUCGCGAGGGACAUCACCCACAUCCAAUCCCUCUGCGUCGAGAUGGAUCGCCUCUGCCGCUCCCUCCCCUCCAAGUCCCACCGCGAUCUCUGGAAACGAAAAGUUGAACAAGUAGCAGAAGAGGCUGAAUCUUUGAAACAAAGUUUGGAUAAAUAUUCCUUAAGGACUCAGAGGAGGAUGAUGGAAGCCAAAGAGAGGGCAGAAUUGCUUGGAAGAGCUAAUGGGGACUCUCAUGUUCUGAAAAUAUUUGAUGAGGAAGCGCAAGCAAUGCAGUCAGCUCGUAGUUCUGCCCGGAUGUUGGAAGAAGCUAGUUUAACUGGUGAGGCCAUCCUGUCUGCAAUGUCGGGUUCAAGGGAACGUCUAAAGAAAGCACACCGGAAAGCACUGGAUGUCCUUAACACAGUGGGGCUCUCAAAUUCUGUAUUAAGGCUGAUUGAGAGGAGGCACCGUGUUGAUAAUUGGAUUAAAUAUGCCGGCAUGAUUUUGACGAUCAUCAUUGUGAUCAUCAUUUGGAGGUGGAAACGAUGAUUUACUCUUUUUUGUCUAGUUAUGUGUGUACUAGUGCAUUUCCUCCAGAUGCUUUUUUUGUCAAUGCAAUUUCAUGUUGAAAGGUAAUGGAGAUUAUAGAAAGGCCAUCUUUAAGUAUACUUCUAUAAAAUUAGUUUGGAUACAUGUGCUGUCUACCAUCUCGGACUUCUCUUCCUGUCGACGGUUGAAAUCUUAAAUGUAGUGCAUCUCCAUUUUCUGUAUUAUCUGUUGUGUAGUUUAUGGAUCCGUUGAGUUCUGGCCAAAGAUGCUUUGUAUCCGCUAUACAUAUCACACUUUAUUCCAUCACUAUCUCAUCUUGUUAA
Messenger RNA from Corylus avellana, 1083 nucleotides. RefSeq names its product membrin-11. Gene Ontology annotation, molecular function: SNARE binding; SNAP receptor activity. Lineage: Eukaryota; Viridiplantae; Streptophyta; Magnoliopsida; Fagales; Betulaceae. The record is from RefSeq and is a predicted model, not a curated record. Gene Ontology annotation, cellular component: late endosome membrane; Golgi apparatus; endoplasmic reticulum membrane. Gene Ontology annotation, biological process: vesicle fusion; vesicle-mediated transport.